AUGCCUUCGCUCUCGUCGCUCGUGGCGCUGACGGCGUCGCUGGUCUCGCUCGCUGCAGCGGCUGCACCGCGUCUUCCACUGCCUCCGCGCCCCCCUUUGCCUCCUCGCGACCCUCUGCACGGGCCGACAAAUGCGAGCGCGACCUUCCAGCAGCUCAUCGACCAUAACCAUCCCGAAUUGGGCACCUUUUCCCAGCGGUACUGGUGGAAUGACGAGUUUUGGAAGGGUCCGGGGUCUCCGGUCGUCCUGUUCACCCCCGGAGAGGAGGACGCUUCGGGAUACGUGGGUUACUUGAAGAAUACGACGAUAACCGGCCUGAUUGCGCAGACGAUAGGAGGGGCCGUCAUCGUUCUUGAACACCGGUACUGGGGUCAAUCGUCGCCAUACGAUUCCCUCACAACGAAGAAUCUGCAGUACCUCACCCUCAAACAGUCGAUUGCGGACCUGACCUACUUUGCAAAGACGGUCAAGCUGCCAUUUGACCGGAACGGCAGCAGCAACGCCGACAAAGCGCCCUGGGUUCUGUCUGGUGGAUCGUACAGCGGCGCCUUGUCCGCGUGGACGGCGUCGACGUCCCCUGGGACAUUCUGGGCCUACCACGCGUCUAGCGCACCGGUAGAGGCGAUCUACGAUUACUGGCAAUACUUUGCUCCGGUGCAGGACGGCCUACCGGCCAACUGCAGCAAGGAUCUCUCCCGGGUCGUCGACUACAUCGACAGCGUUCUCCAGUCCGGCAAUGCGACAGCCAAGCAGCAGCUGAAAGACCUGUUCGGACUGGGGGCACUGGAGCAUGACGAUGAUUUCGCUUCGGCCCUCGAGAACGGACCGUGGCUGUGGCAAUCCAACAGCUUCUACGACCCCUAUCCGCCAGUCUACGAAUUCUGCGACUAUGUCGAGAAUGCAUAUGCAUCGCCGCCGGUGGCUGCAGGACCGGACGGCGUCGGGCUGGAGAAAGCGCUGAGCGGGUAUGCGACGUGGUGGAACAAGGUCUUCUUCCCAGGAUAUUGCGCCACGUAUGGCUACUGGAGCAGCAAUGACAGCAUCGCGUGUUUCGACACGUACAACCAGUCCAGCCCAAUGUUUACCGACCUGUCUGUGUCCAACACAAUCAACCGGCAGUGGAACUGGUUUUGUGCAACGAGCCUUUCUUCUACUGGCAGGAGGCGCGCCCAAAAACGUGCCAUCCAUAGUGUCGCGCCUCGUGACGGCGGAAUACUGGCAGCGCCAGUGCCCGCUCUUCUUCCCGGAGGAAGACGGCUACACGUACGGCAGCGCCAAGGGCAAGACGGCGGCCGACGUGAAUGCGUGGACGAAGGGAUGGUUCCUGACCAACACGACGCGGCUGAUCUGGACGAACGGGAACUCGACCCUUGGCGCAGCGCGGGCGUGUCGUCCAAGUUCCGCCCCGGCGGGCCCUUGCAAUCCACACCGCAGGCGCCGCUGCAGUUGAUCCCGGAGGGAGUUCACUGCUACGACCUGAUUCUGAAGAACGCGGAGGCGAACGCGGGCGUGCAGAGGGUCGUCACCAACGAGGUGGCGCAGAUCAAGGCAUGGGUGAAUGAAUAUUACCGGAAGUAG
Rasamsonia emersonii CBS 393.64 is the source of this 1578-nucleotide messenger RNA. RefSeq names its product serine peptidase. NCBI's taxonomy places the organism in Eukaryota, Fungi, Ascomycota, Eurotiomycetes, Eurotiales, Trichocomaceae. Gene Ontology annotation, biological process: proteolysis. The transcript has 10 exons. Gene Ontology annotation, molecular function: dipeptidyl-peptidase activity; serine-type exopeptidase activity. The record is from RefSeq and is a predicted model, not a curated record. Bases 1 to 1578 code for a protein of 525 amino acids.